UUUCGGCGUUUUCAAAUAACUUUUUGAAAUAAAGUUUCCGUAUCUUACUAGGUUGGUUGUUUUGUUCCAAUAGCCAUACAGUAGUUUGUUAGGUUACUUCCGGCCGUGUUGCUGCUUUAUUAGACUAAUGCUGGUGUUUAAAGCGUGACGCGUCGCCGCCCCCCGCUUGCACUGCUGAGUGAGGUGAGCUCGUGCUGUUGCAUUAUUUUGAUCGCGAGGUUAAUCAGUCGGGCGGCUUUCUGUCUCUCUCUCUCGCCUCACUCAAAGCACAGAGGAGGCAAGAAAGGCAUGGGCUGUCACAAUAGCAAAGUGUGUGUCCACGUCCGCCGUAAAAAGAAAAAACAAGCAAAGAAUGAAACCCCUCUAAAGGAAAUCAGCAGCGCACAUGAUGGAAGUGGAAAAUCCCCAUCUGAGGAGAAGGACUCUGGUCCAGAGUCACAGCUGGAAAAGUAUGAGUGGCAGCUGAAAAUCUUGGAUGAGGUCCUAGCAGCUUCAGGAAGCGAAGAGCGAGACCAACUUCUGAAGGCUCAUCAGCACGGGGACCUCUGUGUGCUAGUGCACACGAUCACUGAGAUGGUGAAGUCUGAGACAGCUGCUGAACUCGGUGCUGUUCAUGAGAACCAGAUGAAGAGUUCUACAGAACAGCACCAGAGAGAAGUGGAAGAGAUGAAAAACCUCCACAGUGAAGAGAAGAAUACUUUGCAGGAAACACACAUAACAGUUGAAAGUGCUCUAAAGGAGCAGAUUGAGCAACUGACCGCAGACCUGAAGCUGUUCACAGAGAUAAAGCAGCGAGUAAAAGAGUCCAUGCUGAAAAGAGACCUUCAAAGAAACAUACAAACUCAUGGCAGCCCGGGUGAAUUCUGGGAGCAGGAACAGGAGAGUCUGCUAAUUGUCAUAGAGAUGAAGAGCGAGCGUUUACUCGAGCAGGGAAACAAGCUGCGGCAGAUGGAGGCCCUGGUUGAAAAGAAUCUGGCAUUGGAAGACCAGGUCCUUCAGGUUCUACAGCAGAAUGAGGAUCUCAGAGUUCGGAUAGACAACUAUCAAACACUAAUACACCAACUUUCAAAGGAGCAGAAUGAGCUGCAGGAGGCGCUGGAGAAGCAAACAUUGCAGAGGCAAAAACUUGUUCAGGAGAAAGAGGAGUUGCUCUUUAAACUCCUCCAUAGACGGGACUCCUGUUCAUCUUUUCACAUACCUGCCGUAGUGCCUGCUGAAGUUUCCCCAAGCUGACCUGGUCUCAGCUCCACCAUCUCACACACUGGACUCCACUCACCACAACCUUCUGUGUUUAAACUCCAGAGUUAAGCAACCCGUGCCUCUCAGUUUUAGCUUGCUGCUGGUUUCUUUCCAAAUAACUGUUUUAAGGAAACUGUGGUUUUUAUGCCAUAUUGAAAGUGACUUAUUAUGUGAGUUUUGCAUAUACUCAACCAACAUGUUACAGUUGAAAUCAGUCUGACAGAUUUUUCUUUGUAUUUUAGUUUGUUUUUUUAUAUAUUUUUUUUUUUAUCUUAGUACCAGUAAUAUGUUUCAUUUUGGAAUAACAGUGGAUCAAUAUACAUUUAUAAUGCACAUGUGUUGUUAUUGUACAUCUGCAGUUUUCUGAGGAAAUUUCAAAUAUUCCAUUUUCCCCAACACACCUGAUUCAACCCAUGAAGAGUUUGGUAAUGAUUAGUUGGAUGAGGUGUGUUGGUAGUAAAAACUCCAUUGAGCAAGGCAGAGGAUUAUGAGGCACUGGAGUGAGAACCUAUGCUUUGUUGAUAUGUUACUGGAAAAUAUACACCACAAUGUUAUGGUUAUACUUAGCAUAAUUUACCGGUUAUUCCAGGAAACUGACGACAGAUAAUGCUUUCUUGGGGGUUUUUUUUCUCCCCCAGUGGUUCUUUUAUGCCUUACAAAAGCCAAAGCACUUGUAAGUGUAUUUUAAAGCAAUAGGAUUUUUUUUUUUGCUUUUUAGAUGCACUGGCACUUUUGCAACAGUAUUCAUGUAUAUGUAUGUAUUUGUUUAAGGACAACUGUGGGCUUUUGUAAGUUGUUGGCACAUAUAAGACCAGUUUGUUUGCAUGCUUAGACUUGGAAGUUCAUUACUGUAAAUUCUGAGUGCAUUGAUCUUUUAUUAAUUGAACUAGCAAGUCACUGUUGUUUUGAGUCUUUUAGCGAUUAGACUGUCAGCUAGGAGAAAAUCUAACUUUACAACAUGUGCAGAGCGGUGUUGGGCAGAUGCUACAGGACCACUGCCUUUUAGAUUCGCAUUUAGAUCUUGCUCAGAAUGAAGGUGUGUAUGUUGUUCACUCGUUUUCUUCUUUGUGGCCCAUUUUCAUGUUCUGUUGUAUGUUUACCUCUGAACAAGUGCCUUUUUUGCUAGGGCUUCACAAAGAACAGCUCAAUAAAAGUUGCAUCUGA
Messenger RNA from Ictalurus punctatus (channel catfish), 2403 nucleotides. It is a transcript of the gene ccdc69, whose product is annotated as coiled-coil domain containing 69. The transcript has 9 exons. The coding region runs from base 289 to 1233 and encodes 314 amino acids. Gene Ontology annotation, cellular component: nucleus; cytoplasm. The record is from RefSeq and is a predicted model, not a curated record. Gene Ontology annotation, molecular function: microtubule binding. Lineage: Eukaryota; Metazoa; Chordata; Actinopteri; Siluriformes; Ictaluridae.